Tribolium castaneum (red flour beetle) is the source of this 491-nucleotide messenger RNA. RefSeq lists its product as uncharacterized. Bases 55 to 462 code for a protein of 135 amino acids. The record is from RefSeq and is a predicted model, not a curated record. The transcript has 9 exons. Lineage: Eukaryota; Metazoa; Arthropoda; Insecta; Coleoptera; Tenebrionidae.
CUAUAACACUUGAAAAUAAAAAUUGCGCAUAAAUGCAUCCAAUUUGAAACGAACAUGAGGUGGAAUCUUAUCCUUCUGAUAUUCGGAGUCUGCAUCUUUGCCAUAAAUGCCAACGAUGAGACUUACAAAAAACAAGGAUCAUCGCUUAAACUAAACAUAGAUCUGCUAGCUUCAUUUAGCUUACUCGCCGGUCUUUUACUCCGAGGCAAAACUAAAGGUGAUCUAAAUUUUGGUGAAGAAGAAAAAAAAAUGUCUGAACUUGUUCAACCUGGGAUACGUGACCACGCAUUUAGAGCAAGACUUUUAGAUGAUAAGAAGUUAGAUAUUAAUCAUCUAAAAAAAGUAAUGGAAAAGUGGAGUAAAGAUGAUAUUAAUACUGUGGCAAAACUAAUAGAGAAGUUUUUCACUGGACUUCAACAAGUGGUAGAUAAAGUGUCACGUGAUCAGCUGAACAGUCACUAAAUACACCCAAAUAAAAAAAUGCCGUCUUA